AUGACCGAAAUCCCAGCCGCAUACCGCCACCUCUUCACCCUCAUCGACCCCCUCAUAGCCCUCUGGGGCACGUCCCUCUUCCUCUUCACCCCACAGACAGUGACAUCCUCAUAUCUUCCCCCCUCAUACACCCCGGCAGCCCUCAGAGACCCGGCGACAUCGCAUCCGGCAUCCACCCUCACCUCGACGACCUUGUCGGCUUCGCUGGCGGAAUACUCGUUGCCCCUGCACUCCCAGAUAGCGGGCCACCUGAUCUCCAACGCGAUCCUCUCCACCGUCCUCCUGCGCACGACAUCGGACGUCAAGGUGUGGCGUGUCUACCAGCUUUCCGUGCUCGUCGUCGACGCCUUUCUUUUAUACGGGACCUUUUCUUCGUAUGCGCUACAGGGGAGGUCGAAUCCACUGACGUGGCGGGUUGAGGAUUGGGGUGCGGUUGCUAUCACGGCGUUGGCUGGGUUGGCGAGGGCUUUGUUCCUGUUGGGAUUAGGGUUUCCUAAGCAGCAGAGAGUCAAGGCAGCGUAG
Messenger RNA from Colletotrichum truncatum, 522 nucleotides. RefSeq lists its product as uncharacterized. The record is from RefSeq and is a predicted model, not a curated record. Lineage: Eukaryota; Fungi; Ascomycota; Sordariomycetes; Glomerellales; Glomerellaceae.